Messenger RNA from Labrus mixtus (cuckoo wrasse), 5754 nucleotides. RefSeq names its product ELKS/Rab6-interacting/CAST family member 1-like. The transcript is spliced from 24 exons. Gene Ontology annotation, cellular component: cytoskeleton of presynaptic active zone. Gene Ontology annotation, molecular function: structural constituent of presynaptic active zone. NCBI's taxonomy places the organism in Eukaryota, Metazoa, Chordata, Actinopteri, Labriformes, Labridae. The record is from RefSeq and is a predicted model, not a curated record. The coding region runs from base 436 to 3945 and encodes 1169 amino acids. Gene Ontology annotation, biological process: neuromuscular synaptic transmission; regulation of synaptic plasticity; maintenance of presynaptic active zone structure.
CGUCACUUUUUUUGAGGUGAAAGCAGCAGAAGAGGAUAUUUUUUUUUACUGGCCUUUCUUUCACGGAGCGUAUUUCACAACCGAAGGAAGCAACGUAAACACAGCCGCAGUGAUCCCAUCAUCACAGGUAGUGUGGAUAUUCUGGCUGCCUUUAUCUGAAGGGAUGCUUUAUUGAUUCGUCCUUUCAAACAAAGCCCAGUGAUUACGGGGAGGGUGUUGGAAAGGCUUUGAUCACAGCUAUGUCAACACUUCACCAGGAUAUUUAAAGCCAAGAAGGACUACAGUAGAGGACUGACUGGAGUAAUUUAUUUUAGCCUUACAGGAUUUCAGAAUUUUUUUUGCUAAUCUGAGUUUAGUGUGAGUUUUUAAGCAUGAGUUUUUGACAACUUCAUUGAAACCACUCACUCUAUUGUACACAACUCAAAUUGUCUCAAAAUGUACGGAAGCUCCCGCUCCGUCUCAAAGCUGGAUGUUGUUGGAUCCAAUGGAAACGGGUCAAUGUCAGGGAGUCCUGGUCGUUCCCCCCGCCUCCCUCGCUCCCCACGCCUCGGACACCGUCGGAACAGCAGCAGCAGCUCCACUGGCGGACUCACUGGCUCCGGUAAAACCCUUUCCAUGGAGAACAUUCAGUCUCUUAAUGCUGCCUAUGCUACAGGCGGUCCGAUGUACUUCGCUGACACAAUGGAUGACCCGGUUGGCAUUGGGAGCCUGGGCAGCGGGUUGAAUCCCUCGCUACCCAAAAAUACCAUGACCCUGGGCAGGGCUGGGGCCAGGGUUCCUUAUGGGGUCAGGGCAGCUAUUAUGGGAAGCAGUCCAAAUAUUAACACUGGAGGAAUGGGUGGAGCGCUCAUGCCCAGUGAUGCGAUAGCAUUUGGGGGGGACCUGCAUAACCAGCCUCCACAGUCAGCCACUGUGCCCCACUCCAUGAGACAGGUGAGAGAAGGUGCCAUGACAGACCUUCAGUCACAGUUACGAGAAGUGCUUCGAGAGAAUGAACUUCUACGCAGAGAGCUGGAUACCAAAGAGUCCAAGUUGAGCUCCUCCAUGAACUCCAUUAAGACCUUCUGGAGUCCAGAGCUGAAGAAAGAGCGGGCACUGAGGAAGGACGAAGCCACAAAGAUGGCCGUGUGGAAGGAGCAGUACAGAGUGGUGCAGGAGGAGACACAGCAUCUUCAGUGCACCAUUCAGGCUUUACAAGAUGAGCUCCGCAUCCAGCGGGAUCUCAACCAGCUCUUCCAGUCAGAUUACUCAGAGUCUGGUCUCUUCGGAAGCCAGCCAAUCGCUCCUCAGGACAUGACGGAGGACAACUUCCUGCGUCUGCAUGGCGAAUACGAGCGACAGGUCAAGGAGCUCUUCCUCCUGAGGAAGACUUUGGAAGAAAUGGAGCUGAGGAUAGAUACACAGAAACACACGCUAAAUGCCAGAGAUGAAUCUAUAAAGAAGUUGCUGGAAAUGUUGCAGAGCAAAGGUCUGUCCUCACGGGCAACCGAGGAAGACCACGAACGAACGAGGCGGCUUGCGGACGCCGAAAUGACGAUCCACCAACUGGAGGGCUUGUUGGAGCAAAAAGACAAGGAGAUGCUACAACUCAGAGAGGAGCUGCACAGGAGAUACGAAGCAGCUCCAGAAUCAACAAAGACCAAGGCUCUGCAGACGGUCAUUGAAAUGAAGGACGCGAAGAUCAGCUCGAUGGAGCGCGGCCUGAGAGAGCUGGAGGAUGAGGUGAACAUGCUCAAGUCCAACGGAGCUCUGAGCAGCGAGGAGAGGGAGGAGGAGAUCAAACAGAUGGAGGUGUACAGAUCCCACUCCAAGUUCAUGAAGAACAAGGUUGAGCAGCUGAAGGAAGAGCUAACUCAAAGCCAAUCAGAGAAGGAGGAGCAAAGGCAGCGAGCCAAUGAGCUUCAGCAGGAGGUGUCUGCAAUGGACCAGGCAAAGCAGGAUCUGAGCCGUAAGGACAGCGAGCUGCUUGCUUUCAGGACCAAACUGGACACUCUGAACAAUCAGUUCUCUGACAGUAAACAACAUGUGGACGUUCUCAAAGAGUCGCUCACUGCAAAGGAACAGAGAGCUGCCAUCCUCCAGACUGAGGUGGAUGCGCUGCGUCUGCGCUUAGAGGAAAAAGAAUCUCUCCUCUCUAAAAAGACAACACAGAUAUCAGAGCUGACAGAGGAGAAAAGCACUCAGCAGGGAGAGAUCACAGACCUCAAAGACAUGCUGGACGUCAAGGAGCGCAAAGUUAACGUGCUGCAGAAGAAGAUAGAGAACCUUCAGGAUCAGCUGAGGGACAAAGAGAAGCAGCUGGGCGGCCUGAAAGACAGAGUGAAGUCUUUACAGACGGACACCUCCAACACAGACACGGCACUGGGAACACUGGAGGAGGCCCUGGCUGAGAAGGAGCGAAUCAUCGAGCGGUUGAAGGAGCAGCGGGAGAGGGAGGACAGAGAGAAGGGGGAGGAGGUGGAGAUCAGCAAGAAGGAGCUGAAGGAGUUGAGGGAGAAAGUCUCGCAGCUGCAGGCUGACCUCUCUGACCGUGAGACUACAGUGUUGGAUCUGAAGGAGAAGGCGUCCUCUCUGGCGUCCUCCACCCUGAAGAAGGACAACAGGCUGAAGAGUCUGGAGAUCGGCCUGGAGCAGAAGAGAGAGGAGUGCAUCAAACUGGAGAACCAACUCAAGAAGGCUCAGAAUGCAGCGACUGAUUCCCAGGCCACCACUGAACUCUCUGAACAGAUCUCCAGUCUGGAGCAGGAAGUCACCCGGCACAAAGAGGAUGCUGGGAAGGCUCAGUCCGAGGUGGAGCGACUCCUGGAUAUCCUGAGGGAGAUGGAGAACGAAAAGAACGACAAGGAGAAAAAGAUCCAUGAGUUAGAGAGUCUUGCCUCAAGGCAGAUGAAGGACCAGUCGAAGAAGGUGGCCAACAUGAAGCACAAGGAGCAGAUCGAGAAGAACAAGAACGCCCAGCUGAUGGACGAGGCCAAGAAGAGGGAGGACAAUCUGAACGAGAGCUCCCAGCAGAUAAAGGACUCCCUCCGUCAGAAGGAGGAGCGCAUCGAGGAGCUGGAGGAGGCGCUGAGGGAAAGUGUUCAGAUCACGGCGGAGCGGGAGGUGGUGCUCGCCCACGAGGAGCAGGGACGAACACAGUCUGAGAAACAGCUCUCUCACAUUCCAAUGCAUGAGUUCACCACAGCCGGCUUUAGGUGGUCAAAGGUGGAGGACCUGCUGGUCGCCAUGGAGAAAGUGAAGCAGGAACUGGAGGUGAUGAAAGCCAAGCUGUCAUCGACUCAGCUCUCACUGGCCGAGAAGGAAGGUCACCUGACCGCCCUGCGAGCCGAGAGGCGGAAACACCUGGAGGAGGUCCUGGAGAUGAAGCAAGAGGCACUGCUGGCAGCCAUAAGUGAGAAAGACGCCAACAUCGCCCUGCUGGAGCUCUCCUCCUCCAAGAAGAAGAAAACCCAGGAUGAGGUGGCAGCUCUGAAGAGGGAGAAGGACGGUCUGGUCCAUCAGCUCAAACAGCAGACGCAAAACCGCAUGAAGCUGAUGGCGAACAACUAUGAGGACGACCACCUGAAGGUCACCUCUCCAAACUCAGAGCUGCCCAACAAUCACAAGCCGUCCCCAGACCAGAUUCUCUCUCCUCUCCUGGAUCUCAAUCAGAAUCGCAGCAAACUGAAGCUGUACAUCAGUCACCUGACCUCACUGUGUCAGGAGCGAGACCCAAUCAUAUUGCAGGACUUUGCCCCGCCCCCUGCCUAUCACCGUUCUGACUCCGCCUCCUGGCAUACGCAGCUGCACAGCAUGACACAGGAACAGUUGGAGGCAGAGUUAGCACUGUGCGAGAGGGAGGGGGCGGAGCUCCAGGAGUACGCAAACCAGGUCCUGCAGCAGAUCGCCGACCGAUGCCCUGACAUUUUGGAACAAGUUGUGAACGCUCUGGAGGACAGCUGCUGACACAACCACACACACACUAAAACACACACACACUCGCGCGCACACACACACAAAAUAAAAAGUUCCAUCACACAAACUUAGGAAGCACACACACACAUAAACAUAAUGUCCUGAUGUGACACAGUGUGUUGGACAUGAGGAUUAAGACUUUCUCUUCCACCUGCACUCAUUUCAUUUGAAACAAAAAACAUCACUACUAAAAACAUAAACUGUUAUUGGUCCCUACCAUUUAGAUUAACAACAUUGGGAAAUAUUGUUAAUAUUUUCAGUUCAAAGUGCUGUGUAGGCAUGCAGAUCUCUUGGAAUUAGUCGGCCAUCUUGGUUCCUCCCAGGAAGUUGGACGCAUCGUGAAUUCAUUUAUUUGAUGGAGGAAAAAGAUUUUGAAACUGUAUAAAAAGAGUGAAAGUGACUUUGAUCUUACCAGGUAGUUCCUGAUGCCAGACUUACACGCUGUUACCACAUUGUGAUUUGAUUGGUUCAGAUACAAAAGUGUGUUUAUUUCAGCUGCCUUUGAUUCUUUACAUCAUUUGCUGCUAUCGUUUUAACUUUAAGUUUCUUUUCUGUUUUCUGUCUGAUAUCUGAUGAAACCUCCCGACCUGCAGUUUCUCUCAGCAGUCAUCUCGGCAUCGUUGUGUAAAUUGUACAGCUCUCGUCAGGGGAACAUGAAACUUUCUCAUCCUUUUUCUUUUUUUUUUUUUCCUUUACUGAUGAAAGGCACAAAUCGCAAUACUCCCUUUAUGAAAAACACACCAGUGUAGAUGUUUUGUGUUUGUUUUUAACCUAAGAAGAACAGGAAAUGUUCAGUAAAUGUGUCCAUGCUUAAACUAGAGUUCAGAUUAUCCCCCACUUUCCGUAUUUUUUUGUGACAAUCCAGUUUGAGUUGAUGUGGAGGAAUCUGAACUUUCGGAUUGUCCUGUAUUCAAAUUUUCUUUGGGGGGAGGGAGGGAGGGAAUAAAAGUUAUAACUACAUAUUUUUUUGCCUUUGGUAAUAUAUAUAUAUAUAUAUAUAUAUAUAUAUAACACUUAUAUUGUUUAAUUGCAAAUAUUGUCAUGUAUUGGUUGUUAUGUUGCAUAAUGUGUCAACAGCAUUUCUAGUGUGAACUCAAAGUAACCACAGAGUCGGUCCAUUAGCAGGAGGACUGUUAUAAGGAGCGUACAUUGCACCUACAUGCACUGGGUCAUUAUUCUCAGACUCUUAUGUUGUUCGCAGUGGAAAAGACACUCUGUUGCAUGUUUCCAAAUGUGCAGACGGCUUUAGCAUGAAUUAAACCGCUAACGGCACCGAGCACUACAGGGUCAGGCUGUUUCAGGUUCAGAUCAAAGCUCCUCUGGUGUUUAUGUUUUUAGCAGAGAUGGGAGUUAUGAACCGGCAAACAGACGUGCAGGAUGGAGACAAAGCCUAAAGAUGAAACUUCAAACUGCAGACCCAGAUCUGAUUCCACCCUGUCAUGAGACUCUCUGAAGAGGCACUUUAACUGUGUUUUAAAUAAGUCACACGGGUGUAAAUGAGGAGUUUCAAUCCAAAAACAUUCUACCUUUUUCACCAAAUGUCACCUGUUUCCAGAUGCUUAAAAGUUUCAAUGAUCAUGAAAAUGAUCCCUGGAACAUCUCAAUGGUUCUCAUUUGGAAUGAAACUCCACCCAGUAUGAGCUUGUGUUUAAAAUCCAGUGUUUCGUUAUGUUUGUUUUUUGCUGAUGCAGUUUUGUCACGGUGGGAAUGGUGUUGGCCUUCAACACUUUGUUGUGGAUUGAAAAUGGGAAUGAAGAGAAUGGAAUAAAAUAUGACAUAAUUGUUCAUUUUAUUGUGAAA